UAUUAUCAAGCUUUCGCAGUGCAGUCAUAUUUAACCUAUUCCAAAUUUAAACCGUGUGUUUUAAUUAAUAUUAUAGUGUUAAAACAACACUAGACAACAAAAAUUUAAUUGCAUAGACCACAAAAUGUCGAAAGAAAGUGAACGCAACCAACACACCGCGAUGACUCUUGCCGACAGUGUAGUUCGGUACCCUUACUUCAACGCUCGCCUCGCGCGAAUUUUAAAUUCUGAACAGACUGCAUUCGAUAUUUGAAAUGUGUUUAUAUUCUUUUUUUAUUAUUUAGAACUACUACUCAAGUGAAAUAAAUAGUGAUCUAUCUGAUAACAUUUAAAAAGAAACUAAAAUGGAUUUACUUGGUGAGGCAAGCAGUGAAACCCGAAUUUUAACUGCUCGGCAUAUAAGUGCUGAGAAGGCACUACCUGACACAAACAAUGCUGUAAAUACCACGUUAUUGUGUUAUAGUUACAGCAUGCAGCCAGACUUCGGGUCAUAUUUAGCAGCAAUACAACCCUACGCAUGCUUAUUUUGGUCCUGCGGUGCCGUAGUGUUGCUUGUGAUAUGCGCACUAUACUUCUUGACGAUUCGCUCCGCAUCUCAAUUUUGGCGCGAAAGCAUCAACAACGUAGCUAUCGUUUUAACAGUAUACCCGGUGGUGACAGCUUCGGCAUUAGUUGCUAUCAUAAUUCCAAGAUCUCUGAUACUAUGCGAGGCUAUAGCUCAAGAAGUCGUUAUGAUAGCGAUGUACCACUACUUCCGUAUGCUUAUAGCUGAAUGUGGAGGCGUUGAUAUGCUUAUCAGGCGCGCAGGCGCAUCUGAACAUCGUUUAGAUACCAGAGUCCUACCAUGUUGUUGCUGGCCAUGUUGUGUUAUCCCACGACCACGAAUACAAAAACAACAUUUGACUUCGCUACGUUAUUUGAUACUGCAGAUGCCUGUGAUUCAAGGAAUAAUCUACUUUAUUAUCUUAAUACUAUGGGCGGAAGAUAUGACACUACAGAUGCAGGCCACGAAAUACAUCCAAGUGUUUAUCGCGGCAUCUAUACUGUCUGGUAUGUGGGGGAUAAUAAUGUGCGUGCGAUUGGCCGAGUCUUUGGGCCUGAGGCCAAGGGCGAGGUUAUUGUCACUCCAGUUGGUGCUCCUGAUUGUGAAACUGCAGUGUGGAACCGCUAGAUCUCUGCCGGGACUGUUCAACUUGCCAUGUGUCAUGUCUCUCCAUCCAUUUGUGUUUGUUAACCUCGUUCAAAACUGUGUAACAAUUAUGCAAAUGUUACUACUCUCCAUAUGGGCUUGGAGACUAUACAGCGUACCGCCAGGGAAAGUGGUCGAUAAAGUGCAACACGCGGUGGUUUCUAUUGUGGAAGAUAUAUCCGGAGUAUUUGAUGUUAAGGCUGUCAAGAGUGGUAUUGACAACAAAUCGUUUAAAGAUAACGGUGAUAUAUAAAACAACCCAACCGAUUAGUUCUAGAUUCAAUUUUUAUAGUACAAACUCAUUUGAAAAAUGGAAGGUUUGUUAAAAAGGUUAUUUGAACAGAAUUUUGGAUGGCAUAAAGUCUUUGCAAAAACCACUGAUAGACGCUUCCAAAAAUUAUUCUUGGUUUAUUUUUUAAUUUAAAUUAAAAACUAGGAGGUUUUUAUGAUUCGCUUUACAUUUAUCAGAAUAGGAUUAACUUAGUAUAAACCGCUAUUAAAAUUACUAGUCCAUUAGUAUUAAGUCCUCGGUGCUGGAGGCUUAUUAAACUUGGUGAGUUAUACGAAAUGAAUCCUAUUAUGAUUCAUAUAGAAUUUUUAGUCUGCCUACUAGGUCAAUAGGUAAUUGAAGGAUAAAUUUGGUUACAUCACAUAGGAUAGUAAUUUGUUAACAUCGACGACAUUAUUGUGUAAGCCCUGAUUAUAUAAUAGUGCUUGCCACCUUAAACUGAGAAUGUGAUAGGUAGAUACUUAUGUAAAUUCUUAUACAAGAGGCAUAACAUUCCUUAGGAAUGACAACGAAUGUAUGAAUGGAGUGUACAUUUAUGGGCGUCACAAUAUAUUAUGUGAUUUCAAUAAUUAAUAUUCCUAUGUAUAAGAGAUGCUUAUCAUUUGAGGCGUUAGCAUGUUGUUUGACAUUUCUAGUUGAUACCUAGUAAUAUAAAAAUAUGUUAUAUAAAAAUUUUGAUCAUUUAAAAAGAGUUGAUUACGUUUAUGCUAAUUAAAUAGAUUUAAAGAACAAAAUAAAUAGUAAUCGUAUCUAUGUACCAUUAAUUCAGAUUUUAAGUAAAUGGUACGAUAUGUAAAAACAUUUUGGUUGAAGCUUGUUGAAUUUAUGACAACAACAAUAAUAGCUAAACUGCAAAUAAACAAUUAUCUAAUAUUGGUAAAUAAAGUAUUCGUCCUAAAAUAAGUACAUAUAAAAUACGUACAUACGUGUUUCCUUCAUUUAUAAUCUCGGAUCUUUUAAACAUAGCGUGAAAAAGCUUUUAGUGAGACAUAGUGCGGUCAAUUGUAAAAAGUAUUCUCUUUUCGGUUGAUCAUAUUCAUGGAUAAUAUUCUUUCCGUGUUCGCUCAGGAGGUCACAUGUCGUAUUUUAAUAAAAGUAUUGCAAGAAAUGGAUUAAUAUGCUCCAAAUUACCUACCUACUAGUAAUGGCAUGUUAGGUUUAGAAAUUACUCAUACUACACGUAAGUUCUCUUUAGAAAACAAAACAGCUUCAACCAAAAAGACGUCGAUUUUUGGUUGUAUAGAAAAAGUGACCUUUCAUAACUAUUUAGAUAUCUUUAGAAAUUUUCGAUAAUAUGUAUUUUUUCAUAAUGUCACGAUAGAUGUAAAAAGUAACUGAUUUAUCUUUUGUUAUUAUAUCACAUUACAUUUAUGGCCUGCGUAAACGACGGAUAAACCAUAGUGUUUAUUUUUGUGUCAUAAUAGAGUAUAUUCAAUUGAUGUUAUUAUAUACACGCGCUCAUGCAAGAGAACAUACCUUCGCGUUGAACACACAGGUAACUUUUAUUCUCCUGGACGAAGUAACAAAUAUCUUUCAUUUAUGCAGGCUCUAGAUCUUGGUACUUACAUAGUUGUAAUCAUUGUCAUCAACGUUAUAUAUGGUAUGGUCAUUAUAAAAAAAUUUGUGAUAUUAAUUUGUGAUUUCAUAAAUUUCGAAUAUUGGAUUAAGUUGUAAUAAAUUAAGGUCAUAACUUUCCUUUAAGUUAUGGAGGUAUUGUUUUUUUUUUUAUAAAGUUGAGGGCAAACGAGUAUGCAGCUCACCCGAUGAAAAGUAAUUACCACCGUCCAAUGUUAGAGAAAUUGUAGGUGUGUUGCUGACUUUUUAUGAAAGAAUAUGCUUCUUUCUUAAGAGUUACAAUAUCAUAUCUGUUCGGAAAUACUGCUGUGAUAAAAUUCAGCACCUGGCAAUAAUCAGAAUAAUUAUUCGGAAAACUUCCUAUGAUAUACGCGAUUAAAGACGUAGAAAAUACGCAAUAAUAUGCCAGUGGUUCGAGUUGAUCGACAAAUCGUUGGUCAUUAAUAAUCCGAGUCACCCAGCAUUGUAUACAGUCCAAUGGAAGAAGCUAAUAUUGCAGUGCUUUCAGCUCAGACGUAAGAACAGUAUUCCAUGUGUGUAUGGAUUUGAAUUGUAUAUAAUUAUAAGAGAUGAGCUGGCGUGAAAUAGCGUCUCACUUUACUGAUUACCUAACUUUUUUUAUUGUUAUUUUAGCUUUUUCUUUCAAAUGAUCGCAUAACUGGACGCUGUUGGAUAUAUUAAUGCCAAGGAUCCUCCGAUUUAGCUUAAUAUCAAGGGGAGUGUUCUUAAAUUGAAGAGAUAUGACAAAUGGAGUCUUUUUUUGCUGUGAACACGCAGACUUGUGUUUUCUUGGUUAAAUACAAGAUUUUCUUUGCCUCAGAUCGAAAUCUGAUAAAGUGAAGUUUCAAUUUCAGACACAAGCCUGUUCCGCCACUCGCCAAUGUGUACCGGCGAGACGUUUGCUUGGCCGGUAUAAGUGGCAUCUCCUGUGCUAUUAUUCGCAUAUUAUCGCAAAUGUUAUUAUUCGGCAACAUGACGUUGACGUGCAGAAAAAACAGUGUUAGUGAUAGCAGACAGUCUUGCGGGAUACUAACAUUCACGUGUUUAGAGUCUGAGCAUGCACCGUUGUUAAUGCUUCGCUCUAUGAGAAAUAUUUGCAUAGUUUCAGUCAUAUGCAGCCAGAAGAAUGGUAGUUUUGAAAGCACUUGAUGUACCUGAUUAUGAUUUUAAUAUAUUUUUUACUUUGAUGUGUUUUAAAUGAUCAUUAAAAUUGAAUUUUCAAUACAUUUAUUGUAAAUUAAAAA
Messenger RNA from Galleria mellonella (greater wax moth), 4297 nucleotides. Its product is annotated as organic solute transporter alpha-like protein. Gene Ontology annotation, molecular function: transporter activity. The transcript has 7 exons. Lineage: Eukaryota; Metazoa; Arthropoda; Insecta; Lepidoptera; Pyralidae. Gene Ontology annotation, biological process: transport. The coding region runs from base 345 to 1442 and encodes 365 amino acids. The record is from RefSeq and is a predicted model, not a curated record.